This is a messenger RNA of Anisakis simplex (herring worm), 1275 nucleotides long. The record is from the annotation of a GenBank genome assembly. NCBI's taxonomy places the organism in Eukaryota, Metazoa, Nematoda, Chromadorea, Rhabditida, Anisakidae.
AUGCAAGCACAAGAUCGUGCCCAUCGUAUUGGGCAAUCGCGUGAGGUGCGUGUUCUGCGAUUGGUGACCGUGAACAGCAUUGAGGAGAAGAUUCUGGCAGCGGCACGAUACAAACUGAACGUUGACGAGAAGGUCAUUCAGGCCGGCAAAUUCGACCAGCGUUCCACCGGUGUCGAACGACGGCAGUUACUUGAGAAGAUUAUCAGGGCCGAAAGUGAAGACGAUGAAGAAAAUGAAGUACCUGACGAUGAAACAAUCAACCAAAUGGUCGCGCGUUCUGAGGAGGAAUUCGAUUUGUUCCAGAAAAUGGACAUUGAACGUCGACGUCAAGAGGCUGCCGAGUAUCGUCGCAAGCCUCGUUUAAUCGAACAAGACGAGAUUCCCGAUGGUAUCAUUAAGGCAUCACAGCACUUCAUUGAGGAAGAGAAGGAACAACAAAAUAAAAAGCCUUUCUUUGUGGAGCCGAUCGGACGAAGACAUCGCAAAGAAGUCGAUUAUUCACAGGAUUUAAUGUCCGAUCGAGAUUGGCUGAAAAGUAUCGAUGAGGAUAUCGAUGAUGAAGACGACGAAGAAGAGGAGGAAAGAAAACGAAAACGAAAGAAAGAACGUGGCAAACGAAGACGUCACAUUGGUAUGACUCUUAGUGGUGAUGAGCAUUUCAACUAUGAUGACGAUGAUGAUGAUGCACCGAAACGAAAGAAACCGACCCCAGAGUUGACAGCUCUGCUCAACAAACUUUACGAUGCACUUAUAUCGUAUAAAACAAGUAGUGGCCAUGAGGUAGCAGGUGCUUUUGAGCAGUUACCGUCACGACGUGAAUUGCCCGACUAUUAUGAGGUGAUCGAAAAACCGAUGGAUCUGAACAAAAUGAAACGGAAAAUCAAAGAAGGUCGUUAUUCGAGUGUACAGGAUAUGGGCAAGGAUUUGAAACUGCUUUGUGCGAAUGCCCGAAAGUAUAACAUUGAUGGAUCGGAGAUAUUUAAUGAUUCGGUGCUGUUGGAAAGUGUUUGGAGUAAGAUUUGUGGUGAGGACAGCGCCUCAACAAGCCAACAGCAACCACCAAAUGGUCAAUCUCAAACCAGUCAACAAGCGUCCACCUCCUCAUCAAGCAAUUCGGUUAAAGUGCAAAUGCAAGACUCGAAUUCAAAUGAACCCGGCUCAUCGACAACCAGUAGUGUACGCAAUAGUCCAUCGAAUGAUGAAAAGGAAAGUGAAAAAAAUGUGAAGUCGCAUGGUGCGAAGAAGGUGAGAAAUAAUAAGACGCACCAGGCUUGA